AUGUCCAACGUCGAGGUUCCGGAUAACCUGAAGCAGCAGAAGCCUGCGCGGGGAGGCCCGCCAUCAGUGUACUUUCCUCUGGGUUACAAAGACGCCGCAUAUCAAUGGUGGACAAGUGUCACACCUACCAUGGCAGAGCGCAACGUCCUCUCUCUAGUCCCUCACCUCAAAGAAGCCGUCGACAGUAUCACCUCAACCUCAACCACGGGCACGCCCGAUCCCUAUGGGACCAGAACAUGGCGCCGCUCACUCGUCCAGCUCUCCGGCAAGAACCGCGCCCUCAACGAAGUCUGCGUCGAGCGACAAGGCGAGCAAGUCGAAGAGACGCUCGUCAUGGUCCACGGAUACGGCGCCGGCCUGGGCUUCUUCUACAAGAACUUUGAGCCCAUCACCCGCAUCCCCGGCCUCAAGCUCUACGCCCUCGACAUGCUGGGCAUGGGCAACUCGUCAAGACCGCCCUUCAAGAUCCACGCCAAGGACAAGGAGGAAAAGGUGAAGGAAGCGGAGAACUGGUUCAUCGACGCGCUCGAAGAAUGGCGCCAGGCCCGCAAGAUCGAACGCUUCACUCUUCUCGGCCACUCACUGGGCGGCUACCUCGCCGUUUCCUACGCAAUCAAGUACCCGGGACACUUGAAGAAGCUCAUCCUCGCAUCUCCCGUCGGCAUUCCCGAGGACCCAUACGCCGUCAACGCCAACCUCCCCGAGCCCGAGGAAUCAACGCUCCAAAACGAAUUCACCCAGGACCAGCAAUCCGUCACCCAAGGCCGCAAGACGGCCCCCGCCCCUCCCAACGGACAGGCAGCAAACGCCCCCAAGCGCCCUCUGCCAAACUGGCUCGUCUGGCUCUGGGACGCCAACAUCUCCCCCUUCAGCAUCGUCCGCAUGGCCGGCCCGUUUGGCCCCCGCUUCGUGUCGGGCUGGAGCUCCCGCCGCUUCAACCACCUCCCCCCCGAGGAGGCCCAAGCCCUCCACGACUACUCCUUCUCCAUAUUCAAGCAAAAGGGCAGCGGCGAAUACGCGCUGGCCUACAUCCUCGCCCCCGGCGCGUACGCCCGCCGCCCCGUCAUCAACCGCAUCCACCAAGUCGGCCGCCAGCCCAUCCCCCAGGCAGACGGCAGCGCCAAGGCCCUCAAGGAGACCGGCAUCCCCAUCGUCUUCAUGUACGGCGAAAACGACUGGAUGGACGUGGCAGGGGGCCUGGCAGCAGAGGAGAAGCUAAAGGAGGCCAAGCUCCGGGCCCUUCUCCACGGAACAGACGAGGAGAAGCGCAACGAGAACGGGAGCGUCAAGGUCGUCGUCAUUCCCAAGGCCGGCCAUCAUUUGUAUCUUGAUAAUCCCGACGAUUUCAAUAGUCUGUUAACAGAGGAGAUGGAGGAGACCAAGGCUGCCGGGAAGAAGCGGCCCGUGCUAUAG
Messenger RNA from Metarhizium acridum CQMa 102, 1413 nucleotides. RefSeq lists its product as uncharacterized. NCBI's taxonomy places the organism in Eukaryota, Fungi, Ascomycota, Sordariomycetes, Hypocreales, Clavicipitaceae. The record is from RefSeq and is a predicted model, not a curated record. Gene Ontology annotation, biological process: cardiolipin acyl-chain remodeling; phosphatidic acid biosynthetic process; lipid homeostasis. Gene Ontology annotation, molecular function: A2-type glycerophospholipase activity; lysophosphatidic acid acyltransferase activity. Gene Ontology annotation, cellular component: mitochondrial inner membrane; mitochondrion.